CUUGCUAUGACAAAUGUAACUGAUGCAAAGCAGCCAACAAUCUGUGGUUCAAUUUUGGUCUAGUCCACUGUUGUAGGCUACUAUUAAAACUAUAAUAAACUAUCUCUGGCUACACUAUGGACUAUCUGUCGUGGUGGUCGCCCUACACUUCCAAAAUAACAUUUUGAUGUAAUAUCACAUCAGGGCAAUAAAGGGACGGUUAUAGAUUGGGAAUCAUAGCAUACACGUUUGUUUGUAAAUAUUUCCAUCUGCAUUGUUUAAUGUAUCUACAUUUCUAAGCUACCCAGAUAACUUUGCCUGAUAAGCAACAAAAAAAUUGUACCGGAAGUGAUAUUCACGUGUCAACCCGGCUCGUUCCGUUCGUUGCUGAGGUGGAGCUGUGCGUGGUGAAGUUGCCUGAAACAAUAGAAGAGCAUAUGCAAUAGCAUGUGUUUAUAGUAGAGCUAUUUGCUUAUAGUUUUACUAACUGAAUUACCGUGGUCUGAUUUUACGAGAUGACACAAAACUGCAGACCCCUCAAGCGCCCUGGUGUCGGAGUAGGGGUUCUUGUAACAGAUUCAGCUCACUCCAACUGCGUCCUCGUAGGGAAGCGAAAAAGUGCAAUGGGCAAAGGAACGUAUCAGCUACCUGGCGGCCAUCUGGAAUUUGGAGAGACCUGGGAAGAAUGCGCACACAGGGAGGUGAUGGAAGAGGCAGGAGUGCGCCUGAAAGAAGUCAGGUUCGCAUCCGUGGUGAACUCCAUCAAGCUCGAUGAGCAGUACCACUACAUCACCAUCAUCAUGCAAGGAGAAGUGGACAGGAGCUACCCAGCAGAGCCAGUCAACCUCGAACCAGAGAAAAAUGAAGGUUGGACAUGGACACGGUGGGAUCAGUUUCCUCAAGAGGACCAACUCUUCCUGCCUCUGGCAUGCCUGAGACAACAGGGCUUCCAGCCGUUCAACGCCACAUAACACUGCAGCUACCCAGAAACAGAGAAGAGAGAGGCGAAGCACAGGGAUAGAAGACGCGUACAUUAGAACUGCUUUUUGUAGGACCUAAUCAAGUCAGGCAGUUGGGUAUACAUGGUGACGGUUGAACUAAUGUUGAUCAGCACCAUUGGUUGGGUAAACAUGGCAACGGUUGCUGGACUUAUGAGGGGACAACUCAUGGAUCUAACAGAAGAAGGAAGUUAUGACAACAAAUCAUUGAAUGUAUUUAUAUCACUGAAAUGUUAAUUCAAAACACACUGUACUACAAAUAACCUGUAUGUGUUUUGUCAAUAUUAAAAGUAACAUUAGAAGUAGAUGAUAAUUUAACAGUUUUACAGUAGAGUUUUAAAGACACAAGUAACAUACCACACUUGACACAAUAAGUGGGUCUCAUCUGACUCCUGCAGUUCUCCCAGUUUACAGCAGGAUGGCGCUAGAGACCCAGGCUGCCAGCAGUGUGGUCCACAGUGUUGCCGUGACGGUAGCAGCAUAGCUGUAGAAGACCUUGUCGUGUGCAUAGGUGAUGAUGUGGUGUGCUCCGGCGUAGGCCUCCUCACAGGUGGGCUGGAUCUGGUCCUCUGGGAGCUCGAAGCCGUGUUUGCCCUUGUCCCUCAGCUCAAAGGUGAAAGACAACGGGAUGCCGAUCAGCCUGCCAAAGUCCUGAGACGAUCCCGAGAAGGGAUCUGGAGACAGAGAGAGAGAGUUUUAUAGGCCAGUAGUUGUAUAGUCUCUUCCCAUUGGAUUGCCAUGUGUCUGAGUAUAGAUGUGGGUCUUGAUAAAAUGGGAUUAAACAGGCAU
Molecule: messenger RNA, 1766 nt
Organism: Salvelinus namaycush (lake trout)
Lineage: Eukaryota; Metazoa; Chordata; Actinopteri; Salmoniformes; Salmonidae
Gene: nudt15
Product: nudix (nucleoside diphosphate linked moiety X)-type motif 15
Exons: 3
Coding region: 495-950 (151 amino acids)
Biological process (GO): dGTP catabolic process
Cellular component (GO): cytosol
Molecular function (GO): 8-oxo-7,8-dihydrodeoxyguanosine triphosphate pyrophosphatase activity
Source: RefSeq, a predicted model, not a curated record